This is a messenger RNA of Lampris incognitus (smalleye Pacific opah), 2038 nucleotides long. It is a transcript of the gene hspa1b, whose product is annotated as heat shock protein family A (Hsp70) member 1B. The transcript has a single exon. Gene Ontology annotation, biological process: protein refolding; cellular response to unfolded protein. Lineage: Eukaryota; Metazoa; Chordata; Actinopteri; Lampriformes; Lampridae. Gene Ontology annotation, cellular component: vesicle; cytoplasm; blood microparticle. The record is from RefSeq and is a predicted model, not a curated record. Gene Ontology annotation, molecular function: ATP hydrolysis activity; ATP-dependent protein folding chaperone; ATP binding. The coding region runs from base 1 to 1920 and encodes 639 amino acids.
AUGUCUUCAGCUAAGGGAGUAUCCAUUGGCAUUGAUCUUGGCACCACCUAUUCUUGUGUGGGCGUAUUCCAGCAUGGCAAAGUGGAGAUAAUUGCCAACGACCAGGGAAACAGGACCACUCCCAGCUAUGUGGCCUUUACUGACACGGAGAGGCUCAUUGGAGAUGCUGCCAAGAAUCAGGUUGCCAUGAACCCCACAAACACAAUCUUUGAUGCCAAGCGUCUUAUUGGCCGAAAGUUUGACGACCCUGUUGUGCAGUCUGAUAUGAAGCUCUGGCCUUUCAAGGUUGUAAACGAUAAUGGAAAGCCCAAGGUCCAAGUGGAGUACAAGGGAGAGAACAAGGCUUUCUACCCGGAGGAAAUCUCCUCCAUGGUCCUGGUGAAGAUGAAGGAGAUAGCCGAGGCUUACAUGGGACAGAGGGUGUCAAAUGCAGUUAUCACAGUUCCAGCUUAUUUCAAUGACUCUCAAAGGCAGGCAACCAAGGAUGCUGGGGUGAUUUCUGGACUCAACGUACUGAGGAUCAUAAAUGAACCCACGGCAGCAGCAAUCGCCUAUGGCCUGGAUAAAGGCAAGCGAGGAGAACGAAACGUCCUGAUCUUUGAUCUUGGCGGGGGUACUUUUGAUGUGUCCAUCCUGACCAUUGAGGAUGGUAUCUUUGAGGUAAAGGCCACAGCUGGAGACACCCACCUUGGUGGGGAGGACUUUGACAACCGCAUGGUCAAGCACUUUGUGGAAGAAUUCAAAAGGAAAUACAAAAAGGAUAUCAGCCAGAACAAGAGAGCUGUGAGGAGGUUGCGAACAGCUUGUGAGAGAGCCAAGCGAACCCUGUCUUCCAGCUCCCAGGCCAGCAUUGAGAUUGACUCUCUGUUUGAGGGGAUUGACUUCUACACCUCCAUCACAAGAGCACGCUUUGAGGAGCUCAACUCUGAGCUGUUUAGGGGAACAUUAGAGCCUGUUGAGAAGGCCCUGUGUGAUGCCAAAUUGGACAAGAGCCAUAUCCACGAUAUUGUCCUAGUCGGUGGCUCCACAAGAAUCCCCAAAAUCCAGAAGCUGUUGCAGGACUUUUUCAAUGGCAGGGAACUGAACAAGAGCAUUAAUCCAGAUGAGGCGGUGGCCUACGGUGCCGCAGUCCAGGCUGCCAUCCUAAUGGGCGACACCUCAGAAAAUGUUCAGGAUCUGCUGCUGCUGGAUGUUGCUCCUCUGUCACUGGGAAUUGAGACUGCAGGUGGAGUUAUGACGGCUCUGAUCAAACGCAACACCACCAUUCCCACCAAGCAGACCCAGAUCUUCUCCACCUACGCAGAUAACCAGCCAGGGGUACUGGUUCAGGUGUAUGAGGGUGAGAGGGCCAUGACCAAGGACAACAACCUCCUGGGCAAGUUUGAUCUCACGGGCAUACCUCCUGCUCCUCGGGGCGUACCACAGGUGGAGGUGACCUUUGAUAUUGAUGCUAAUGGCAUUCUAAAUGUGUCAGCCGUGGACAAGAGCACCGGCAAAGAGAACAAAAUCACUAUCACCAAUGAUAAGGGCCGACUUAGCAAAGAGGAGAUUGAGCGAAUGGUACAGGAUGCUGAAAAGUACAAGGCUGAGGAUGAUAUGCAGAGGGAUAAAAUAGCUGCAAAGAACUCGUUGGAGUCCUAUGCUUACAACAUGAAGAGUUGUGUGGAGGAUGAAAAUAUGAAAGGGAAGAUUAGCGAGGGUGAUAAAAAGAGGGUAAUUGAAAAGUGCAACCAGGCUAUCUCCUGGCUGGAGAGCAACCAGCUGGCUGAGAGAGAUGAAUAUGAACACCAACAGAAAGAACUAGAAAAGGUGUGCAACCCAGUCGUGUCCAAGCUGUACCAGGGAGCGGCCCAGACAGGAAGCUGUGGCAGUCAGGAGGGGGCCAGUUCCAAGGGUCCCACCAUUGAAGAGGUGGACUAAAUAAAAUUACUCUUACCAAAGUCCUCAUGUGAUGUUUACAGAAACCCUUUUGCAGUUUGACUGUUCGAUAUAAUCAUGCCUUUCAUUUCAUUGUUUAUUCUUGACUUGUCACAAUAAA